AUGACAGCCCAAAGUUCUAGUUCCGGUGGGGCUCCCCCACAGCGAUCGCCCCGCCACAUCACGCUCGAUGGGCGAAUGCUUGAAGGAGGUGGGCAACUAGUCCGCAAUGCACUAGCUUUGGCAGCCCUCACUGGUCGCCCAGUCACAAUCAAUCAUGUGCGUGGAAACCGUGGGGGAAAGACCGGGCUGAAGGCAUCGCAUGCGGCAGCCGUCAAGCUGUUGGGAGAUAUCAGUGGGAGCAAAGUUACGGGGGGACAGGUGGGAUCGCGGAGUGUGACCUUCGAGCCCCCGGAGUUUGAGAGAGAGGAGUCACCUGCAGAGAGGCUCGCAGUUCCAAGCCCGAUGCUGGUUCCACUAUCUAGCGUCUCGCCGAAGCCCGAAUACAAUAUCCUUCUAUCAACACCAGGCUCAGUAUUUCUCAUAUUUCAAGCUAUUUACCCAUACAUGCUAUGGGUCGGAUCGCAACCUACCAUUGAAAAGAUUCGAGUAAAUAUUACUGGCGGCACAAAUGGAACUAAUUCCCCAUCCUACGACUAUGCCACCCAGGUGAUGCUACCGAACUUCAAGAAACUGGGACUCCCUUCUGCCGAAGUCAUUUUGCAUAAGCGUGGAUGGUCGAAUGGUGUUGUCGGUAUGGGAUCUGUCAGUUUCCACAUAAACCCAUUGGAACCUUCAACGAAAUUGCCUUGUUUCCCUCCCAUCAAUAUCAUGGAAUACGAUCGCGGAAAGAUCACGAGGGUCAAUAUCACUAUCCUAGCACCCGAUCUCCGCAUAUCAGAAUCAGAAAAGAAAGGGCAGCUACAAGCCACUCGCCAGUACUGCGAGAGACAAAUUCGCCGUACCCUGCGAAAGGGGCUCAAGAAUCUGGACCCGUCAUUAUUCGACCAAGAACCCCUUGACAUACAAGAUGACGGUGGCCAUGUUCCUAUCACGUUGGCUCAAUCCGAAGCCACAUCUCACCCUUCCCGGUUCUAUAUCCUGCUAGUGGCAGAUACAAGGGAGGGGUUCAAGGUUGGGUAUGACGCUCUUGGAACCACUCGAGCGAAGCCCAACGCAAAGCAGCCCGGAAGAAACAAACACAAGAAGGACAAGAAGGGUUCAAGCCAAAAUAAUGGUACAGAUAUGGAACACAUUGAUGAUUUUAUCGAAGGUUGUGUUCAGGGUUUCAUUGAUGAGAUUUCGGGACUCCAUGCGAACGAGAGCCGCAAGGAGCGGUCACCUCUUGAUCAAUACAUGAGAGACCAAAUUGUGGUCUUUGAAGCGCUUGGACGACUUUCUGACGAACGGGAUAAAAAAGAAACACUAGAUGAGGAUGAGCGAUAUUGGACACUGCAUACUAAAACAUCUCAGUGGGUAUGUGAGGAAAUGCUAGGAAAUCGAUGA
This is a messenger RNA of Penicillium waksmanii, 1383 nucleotides long. RefSeq names its product putative RNA 3'-terminal phosphate cyclase. Gene Ontology annotation, molecular function: RNA-3'-phosphate cyclase activity. The record is from RefSeq and is a predicted model, not a curated record. NCBI's taxonomy places the organism in Eukaryota, Fungi, Ascomycota, Eurotiomycetes, Eurotiales, Aspergillaceae. Gene Ontology annotation, cellular component: nucleus. Gene Ontology annotation, biological process: RNA processing. The transcript has a single exon. Bases 1 to 1383 code for a protein of 460 amino acids.